UAAGAGCCAAGAGAUGUCCUGUCACUGCAAAGCGACAACAGCUCUGUCAACUAAAUAACAACAAUAGUCACAACAAACCGGGAGCUCCCUCGCUUACUAACCGCCGGCUCUUUAAUGGCCGAGUAAGGGGGGAUGUUUGGCUGAACGACAGCCUUAAAAACCCGCCACUCAUUCGGUCGCUGCUGUGUAUAGUGAAUGAACAUAUAUUCGUGUUUCCUGCCAAUGAGAUAGUCAACUUGUACGCGACAACAACAAAGAGACAGCCUGCUUUAGCCUCCAUCUUUAGCAUGCUAGCACGGAGCUAGCUCGUCUGUGAUCAACAGGUGUGUUAAAGUGGACAAGUGGGACUCUGGAUUCAGGACCUGCUUUUAAAACCUCUCCCAGGGAUCUGCACGACGUAAGACCCCAGUGGAUGCUAUGUGGACUUUAAGACCCUCCUGAUAAAGUUAAAGAAGCCGAAGGGUUGGCCGCGAUGGACCUGCGUGUACUCCGACAGCGGUCCUGCUAAAAAAAAAAAGGAGCGGAUGGAUUAGUGCGAGCUUCACUCCCGCUCGGUUUCUGCUUCCCAUUAGCGGAGCGGCCUACAGCUGCCGGACGGACCUCUGGGGCCCAACUGAGCCGCUUCAACAGAACUGAUGCCCAGGCCCGGAAUCUGGCAUAAUGUUUUCAUAACCUGAUGAACAUUAGAGAAAUGGUGAGGAAGAAGAAUCCCCCUAUCCGGAGCGUGGGAGGUGAGGAAGAAGAGGAGGAAGAGGGGAGGAGGUCGGCAGGCGAGGAAGAAGAGGACGACGGCGAGGAGGAAGGGCGAGUGGCAACGGAGGCCGACCGGAUAAGUCGCCCCUCCGAACCCGAGGAGCGCGUCCGAGGAGAUGAGGAGCAGGACGAGGAGGAAGGAGAAAGUGAGUGCAUUUCCUCAACUCUCUCGCCCUCGUCCGUCGGCACCGAGGAGCGAGGCGGGAGGAGGGGGGGAGGCGGAGGUAGCGGGGGUGAAGGGGGCAGGACUCCGCAAGCAGGACCCAGACCUGAGAGUCAGUCAGACCCUGAGGACGUCGACAAGGCGGGCGCCGAGGACGACGAUGGAGACCUCACCUCCACUCGCCCCACUGCGCCGCGCCUCCUCCCCGCGAGGCAGGACCUGGCCGGCGAGGAGGCGACCAUAGACACGCCUCCGCUCUCCUCCAGCCCCUCCCCCAAACUCCAGGACUUCAAGUGCAACGUGUGCGGUUAUGGUUACUAUGGCAACGACCCCGCCGACCUGGUGAAGCACUUUAGGAAGUAUCACCUCGGCCUGCACAACCGCACACGGCAGGACGCUGCCCUCGACACACACAUCCUGGCUCUCCACAACAUGGCGCCCCCACACACACCUCUAGACUUCCAGGCAGGACACGGACCCAGGAACCAAGCCAAAGAGUCUGGCAAGAGCAGGUCAGAGCUCCACAAUCAACAGCACAGGACGGUGAUGAUGAACGGCACAUAUGACGUCCAGGUGACGUUGGGCGGCACGCUAAUCGGAAUCGGCCGCAAGACCUCGGAUUGCCAAGGCAACACCAAGUACUUCCGCUGCAAAUUCUGCAACUUCACUUACAUGGGCAGCAAUUCUGUAGAACUGGAGCAACACUUCCUGUCCACGCAUCCCAAUAAAGUCAAAACCCCGCCAGACACCCCCUUGCUCACUAACGAAAACCAGGUUAAGGGGAGGAGCCCGAUUGUAGAGGGUUCCGAAAGAGUGGCAGUACGAGCAGAAGAUGACUCUCUUGUCGGGUAUUCUAUCCCGAUCCGGGCUGAUUCGUCGGGUUGGCCGGUGGAGGGCGCACAGGGGGCGUACUACUGGUGCAAGUACUGCAGCUGGAGCUGCGAGUGGACGGGAGGGUCGGCCAAGCUUUUGGAGCACUAUGAGCAACGACAUACGGCGAACACGGGGAGCCCCAACGACCUCAAUCCUGGAGAAAGAGGAAGGAGAAGGGAAGGAGAGUUAUCCAAAAGUCGCAAGGAUCUGCUGUCUAGCACCAGCCAAGGCGACCCCAACAGCAGCGACACAGAAGCGGUGGUCACCAGCUACAACUGUCAGCUGUGCGACUUCCGCUACUCCAUGGCCCACAGCGCCGACGUGAUCGUCGUGGCGCCAUUGCUGCUGCACUACCAGCACAACCACUCCAUCCACCGCUGCUGCAUCCAGCACUGCAUGUACUGUCCCAGGGGGCUAUGUCAGCCGCAGAAGCACCUAGGCGAGGUGUCCCAUCCCUUUGCUUGCCGAAAGCCCACCUGUUCCAAAUGUUGCGGCAAAUUCCCUGCGUCCACGAACCAGCAUGACACUGGCGGUUUGACCCCUCCUCAACCCAGAAGCGACCCCAGCGUGACCUUUCACCCCUCUAAUCCUGUUGUCUCUCAAGGCGUCACCCAUCUGUGCGACCAGUGCGCCUUCGCCACCGGCGACAUCGACGUGCUGCUCCAGCACUACGACAGCUGUCACAGCCUGAUCAACUUAAAGGGGGCACCGCCACACGUCAAGGCGGAGGAGGAGGCUGGGCUGGACGGCAAGGACGAGGGCCGUGGUGGCGGCGAGAGGGAAUACUCAUGCACAAAGUGCCACUUCAUCACGGAGGUGGAGGAGGAGAUUUUCAGACACUACAGGCGUGUCCACUCGUGUUGCCGCUGCCGACACUGCGACUUCACUGCCCCCGAUUCGUCUGCGCUCCUCGACCAUUUCAACACGGCCCACUGUCACGAAACUCCGCCGCCGCUGAGCUCGUUGGCGACGCCGACCCUGACUCUCUCUGCAAACGGCUGCUCGGCACCCUCCACCUUAGCCAUCAAGGAGGAGAGCAAGGGUGAUCUUCGCCUGCUGUAUUCCCUGGCGCCGCCUGAGGGACGCCUGGCUGAGGGUGGCCGGGAGGAGAUGAUAAAAAGUGAGGGCGGCGAAGAGAAAGCGAGAGAGCGGGAGAAAGGCUGGGUGCUCGGGGAGACGAGAGGCGGCGAGCAGGCCCACGGUCUCCUCUGGGUGCCAAAGGAGCGAAUGGGACCUGAAAGAGGGACGGGAGGAGGGAGCCCCUCCAUUUUCCACUCGCCGCUGUCAGUAUCGUUUAUUUCUGCCAACCACGAAUCCUCGCAGCAUAAACGAGGUGUGGCCUCGCCAAGCAUGGUCUACCUGGGAGAUACCAAGUCCUUUUUGGGAGACGCCAAGCUCUACGGAGGAGGGAGGCGGCCUGGAGGCGGAGCCACCACCACCGCUAUCGGAGGGGAGAAAUUGAGCCAGAUACCCACUCAGCAGCAAUAUGCAGGAGGAGGCAGUGGAAGUGUGGGAGGACAGGAAGUGAAAGCUGCUAAAGAAGAGUCCCAGUCGCUGUUACGGAGGCGUCGAGGCAGCGGGGUCUUUUGUGCCAACUGUCUGACCACCAAGACGUCGCUGUGGAGGAAGAACGCCAACGGGGGCUACGUCUGCAACGCCUGCGGGUUGUACCAGAAGCUGCACUCGACGCCCAGACCUCUGAACAUCAUCAAGCAGAACAACGGCGAGCAAAUAAUCCGACGGCGGACCCGUAAGCGCCUCAACCCAGACACGCUGCCCCCGGAGAACCCGGCGCCCAAGCAGCAGCGCGUCUCCGGCGAGGAGCGCGUCAACGGCGACGAGGCGGGCGACAGAAGCUGCUCUUCGGUCAAAAGCCAGCAGCCGUCGCCUCGCUCCACGCAGGCUUUCCUCGCCAACCAGACCCUGGAGAUCCACAGACGGAUGCCGCCUCUGCUCCUGCCCUCGCAUCCGCCCUCUUUGCUGGCUGAGGGAAACGGGGGCGUCGGCGAGGGCGGCGUGCUGACCAAGAUGGAGGGGAAAGGCGGCGGCAGCUCUGAGAGAGGAAGUCCAAUCGAGAAGUACAUGCGACCAUCCAAACCCUCCAGUUACUCCCCUCCUGGAUCCCCCAUCGAGAAGUACCAGUACCCUCUCUUCCCCUUGCCCCUUCCUCUCACACUCUCCCCAGACUUGACCCCUGAAUCCGACUGGCUCCGAUUCUGGACCAAGUACAAGAUGGCGGCCACUUCCGGCAUGGGCCCGGGAAGCCUCGCCAAUAGUUACCUGGGCGCCAUGGUGACGCCAGUGCAGCAGCAGCAUCAUCAACAGAGCUACACGGUGCCUUACUGCGCCUCCCCUUACUCGCCACUUCCUCCGCCGCCGGCCCCUGCUCACUACCCGGCCCCGCCCCUUCACCCUCAAACGUCCUCCUCGCUUGAGAGCGACGCCCCCUUGGAUCUCGCCACAAGGCAACGCGACGCCACAAACUGCGCGGAAAAGAGCACGUGCGCGGAGAAGUCGCGGAAAGGCGAGGAGGAUGGGGAGGAGACGGGGAGGUCGAGGGCCACAGCGGAUGCGGCGACGCAGGACGAUCCCAGCAACCGCUGCCUUCAUUGCGGCAUCUACUUCCUGGACGAGGUCAUGUACGCCCUGCACAUGAGUUGCCACGGCGACCAGGGGCCGUACCAGUGCAGCUUCUGCCUGCACACCUGCGCCGACCGCUACGACUUCACCACGCACAUCCAGCGAGGCUUACACAAGGACAGGAAGCCUCAGGACGACCAGGAGGCGGCGGCGGUCGAUGGCGAGGAAAGCGGGGUGAACGCAGACGAGCGAGCUAAGGACACUUCGGCUGAAGACGCUAGGGAGGAGGUCAGCGAGCAGCAGGAAGCGGCGGGGGACGCCGGCGAAGCUAUGGAUGUCGCCCCGGAAGUCGUAGGCGACGCGGCGCUUGAAGCCGUGGAGGCUCAUUAACAACAUUAAUGACAUCAGAUCAACUAGCGAGCGCAUGAAAACAUCCCAAUGCUGGAAGCACUCAGACUCAACACAGCUGACCUUUGAACCGCUGCAGGGACAGUCGGGGAAAAUAACUGUGGUCCACUUUUUGUUGAAAUUCUUUUUUUGAGAGGAGGCAUCGCUCGGACUACUUUUCUCUCUCUGUCUCGGUACAACCGGAUUUAAUCUGGUCCCCGCUGUGCCAAACCAAAUUGAAAGUGGUGCAAGCCAGAACCAAGCAAGAACCACAAAGACUACACCCGGUUCAGUGUGGACGUGGUUUGCCCAUUCAAACCAGUUCCAACUGGCUGCCUAAUAGAGCCAGUAUAAACUGGCUGAAGCUUGCAGAAUCAAAGCAGUGUAUCCUGGGUAAAAAAAACAAACACACAAAAAAAAAUGGUGCCCUGGAUUGAAGUGUUCCUCGUUUGGAACCAAGUGACUUGUUCUUCUUCUUCUAUUCCUACUUCCUCUGUGCCAUCAUACUAGCGCCGUGCCUGGCUGCCUGCCUGAUAGAACAAUCUAUUAACCUGCUUAACAUUUGUAUCCACAAACAAUAAUAUUAUUGUUAUAGUACGAAAACAUGCAAUUUCAUACACUUUUCUUAUAUAAUGUUCUCUUUUGUACAAGGCUUUUUUCAGGACUUGGUGUGUUACAGAAAUGGUACAGGAAAAAAAAAAAAAUAGUGUGUGUGUUUGUAUGAUUGUGUGUAAGGGUCAAAGGGCGCGUCCGUCCACCCCCACCAACCCCCCCUCCGCCCUCCAUGGAUGUAAACAUAAUGAAGGUUUGCUAUUUCAGUCCUCAGGGGUCACACGUGUUGCACACCAGCCUGCCUACAUUUUUAUUUUAUUCUUUUAACGUAGCUAUCAUCAUGUUCUCAUCACGUUAACUUCUGCAUCGUUUACCGUGCGGCGGCAUCCGUCGGUCACGUCGCGGUUAUUUAAAAGAUAUUUUUCUACUGUUUACAUUGAAAAGUUUUUUGUUUUUUUUUACUUGUUUGACAUAGAAAAAAAAAUAUCUGCCUUGCUGCCUUAGUUGCUAGUGAACAAAAAUCAUAGAAAUGAAGGAAAAAGCCUUAGAUUAUUUUUCUAUCCACAAAAGGUGUCCCGCCGAGUGCCUGCUAACUUGUUUUCUACUUAACAUGUUUUUGUCAAAUAACGAUGUCAACUAUUGUAAUCAUCAACACUUAUUUACACCCCGAUUUAGUUAAAAGUGCAUUUUUAAUUGGCGAUUAUCAACUGUCGUGACUCUAAGGGACAUCUAUGGCGCCACCCUGUGGGUUGUGGUCAAAAUGCUUUGGAAGACAUCCUUACUUUUGUCCUCAUUCGACAAUUUAUCAGUAACUUAUGAACAAAUAGUUGCUACAUUUUGCUUGAUGGCAUGUUUUUUAACCAUUCUUGCUGAAAUUUUACACACGUGUUUGUUGGUCCCGAAAAGGUCUGCACAACAUUGUGUGUUGUUUUCAAGUCAAUCGCUUGGCUUAAUUACAGCGCCAACAUGCGGUGUGUAUGCCCAGACAACACAAUAGGAGUGCAUGUUUUUGCACAUUUUCACUUGUUUGUGCGCAACGGUUCAGGAGUAGAAGUUACAAAUACAACUAAAAGCUGCAAGCAACGUUAAACGGGCCCUCAGACCCCCGUGCGACUCGCUCAAACAUGAAUGCGUACUGACCCAUCCAGCACUUUAAGGUGUCAUCAUCACCAUAUGAACUCAUUCUCAUCAAAAUCUGCAUUUGUGUAACUGAGUAAUAAAUAUUAAAAGUAUUGUGGCGAGCCAUCAUAUUAAAGAUUGGCACAAUGCCACCACGUCACAGGCAAAAUACCUUCGCAAUUUAUAAUCGCCCAUCAGUCUGCUAUAUAUCAUUUUAACUUCAUUUUGGUCAAAAUCCCUAGGAUGAGUUCGUUAAAAGUACGACCCCUUUUUUUUUUUUUUUGGCAUAAAAAUGGCCAACGGGAACCAAGAAGGCCAACUUCCUGUUUGUUUUCAAUGAUGGGUUUUUGAAAAUUGUACGUGCGUCCUGUCACAAAUCGUGUCGAUACGUGAAAUUAAUUAAUUUUUCGAGGAGGCGCUAAGGGGGGGAAAUUCUGUGGUAGGAACCACUAAAAUAUAACCAUUUUCGUCGGACAUUAUGCUCUUGCAAAAUCGGUGCGUUUUCGUGCUUAAGUGCCUCAGGAUUUGCAAUCAAAGUGGGAGAAUAAUAUUACAUGGAACAAUUUCAAUAGGGGCCUCUGCUAAAGAUGCACUAAAGAUGAACCAUUAGUUGCCAUUUAUGAACAACCCAUUUCCAAGAUAGCGGCACUUGCAAAAUCCCAAUGACUCUUACGCAAAAGGGCUUUUGUUUACUCGGCUAGAAAUGUGCUGGAUUUUUUGAUUAGCUUAGACUCGUCGUCCCGACAACUUAGUAGAAAAAUUUACUCAAUAACACUCCCGCAAAAAAUUUGUAAUAAAAAAUGACACUUUGGUUUGUUAGUUGUCAUUUCAAUAGCCAUAUUUAUGCAUGUAUGGUUUUUAAUGCCGGAUGUCCUUCUUGAUGCACCCUUAGCCAUUAAAGGCAGUGUACUAUUACACCACAAGUGGCUUUUUAGCUAUUAAUUAAAAAUAACUGCUGUUAUGACUUAAAAACAAAAAAAUAACUUGAAUUGUAUACAGUUUUACACUUCCGAUAUGUUUUUUUUUUUUUUUUUUCAGAAAAAGGUUUUUUAAGAAAAAUAAAAAAUGAAGCUUUUCCAAAUAGUUUUUAAUUUGAGCGCAUUGCUUUUCAUAUGUUGCGGUAGAUAAGCGGUAGAACAUGGAUUGAUGCUUUUCAUAUGAGAAAUAGCAAGGGCGUCCCGAGUCAAAUAUAAAAACAAGAAAUCAGGGGCGGUAUUUAUCAAGCGUCUUAGAGUGCCAUUUUACACUUAAGUCCUGAGUAUUUGCGAAAUUUAGUCCUACUCUCAAACUUAAGAAUAAAAGCUAUUUAUCAACUUUCUUAAGUCUAAGAAUCACUCCUACUCCCCACGAUAUUUAAGAGACCUUCAGAGGUGUCCUAAGUGGUUAGGAGUUGCCAGCGGGGGAUGGCACUGAGGCGAACGUUCAGGGAGCGGAAGGAUGUCCUGGCUUUGUUUGAUGACGAGCAGCUGAUCAAACGGUAUCGUUUAGACAGAGCAGGUAUUAUUUUUGUCACAGAUUUAAUAAGGGGCGUCAUCUCAUCAGCAACAUCACACAGCAGAGCUUUCACAGCAGAACUAAAGGUCAUCACAAUGCUUCGAUAUCUCGCCACUGGGAAAAUGAAUUGGAAAGAAAAGGAAACAUUUAUUUUUGAUUCAUUGCCUAUAUUGUUUGUUUGUUUUGUAUUAUUUUGUAGUUUAUUGUCAAAAAAUACACUCCCAUUGUCCACUUAAAUAUUUAUAAGAUAUUUCUUUAUUCUGAGACAAGGGAUUCCUUUCCGUGAUUGGUCAUUUCUAUGCACACAGAAAUGACGUCACCUAAAAUUCCGUUUACGGCACAUAGUAAUGUCGUAAUUCAGCUCUGAGUGUGACACUUAAGAUUCAGUCCUACACUUCGCUGAAAGUGUGAGUAAGACGCUUGAUAACUAACUUUUAAGUGCAGCUUUCAGCAAAGAAUUUCUUUACUCAUAAGUCAACUCUUAGCAGACUUCUUAGGAGUAAUUCUAAGAUGCUUGAUAAAUACGGCCCCAGAUCCUAAACAUCCGAUAUUAGAACUCAAGUCUUUUCUGCUACCGCUAAUGUCCCCUUUUUGCUAGUUCAGCAGACAGAUAAUCUCAAUUUCAGAGCUUUUUAACAGUAUUUACUUUAAAACUUUGUACAAGUGAACAUGCAGAAAUAAAGUAUGUCAAUAGAACUUACAUGACAUCCAAAUUAAAUUAUUUGUGACAGUCCGACAUCAAUGAAACAUGUGCUAGCUCGAUGCUAAUUUACAUUGAAAAUGCUAUAUACAUGAUGCUAAUUAGCAUUAGCGAUUUAAAUACCUCCAAAUUUGGUAAUGAAAACUACAACUAAGAUAUGCGUUACAAUUGAGCAUGUGAUGUGUAAUAAGCACAAUUCUAACAAUAUGAAUAUUUUGUUAAGAAAAAUACCAAACUAGCACAUUCAAGCUAAUGGCAAAAAGUUGGUAACACACCUAGGACAAACUGAAAUUAAUUGUAAAUAAGCCAAAUAAGUGUAGGAAAACAAAAUAAACAGUAAAUUGUCCAUUCAGUCUACCAGUAUGUGUGAUUUGUGCCAAUAUCUGAUAGAUUUCGGCCAAUACUCAAGGUUGUAAUAUCGGAAAUGGAAAAAUUGGAUCGAGACACCAGUUGUCUUUAGACAAUCUAGUCUGACAAAUGAUCGCCACGACAGUUUUCGUAUCUAUUUGUGCGUCUUCACUCACAAAAGCACAGUUGCCGUGUAAACAAGCCGCCAAGACAACAUAAAUAUGCAUUUUUUUUUGUCCAAAUCAACGCUAAAAACACAGGCCGUCAUGUAAAUGCUUCCCAUGGGUUUGCCACCGCCGUCCUGUCCAAUGCCAUCCCUUUGUUUAUAGAUAAAAGCUUGAUCCCAAAGGUUGCGCUUGAUAUAGCAAAAAAUAUCACGUUCAACACCCGUAAUUGUAUUCCUCUUAUAUGUGUAGCUUCUCUCCAACCAACAAGAAGCUAACGUGUAGCUUCUUUCCUUUUGCUGUUUCUCCGUCUACAUAUCUCCUCGAGAGGCUGCUAGUGUCGGAAAUAGGAAUGUUUACGUUUUGAAAAUGUAGCAGAGAAAUAAAGUGUUGGCGGGAAGGAAAAAAGUCUGCUUUGACUCCUCCCACUCUCUUCUUGCCCAUCAAGUUAGCCUCGAAGCGAAAGGAGCGGUUUCCGACAUAAUAGAAUUAGGUACUGACGGGGCUCAUAUAACGUUUACAUUUAGGGCCCUUAAGAGUGUGAUUUGUGUGGAGCGACGUCACUGUCACGCCAUUUCAUCACAAAGGUACGACACAAACGUAGCGAGCAUGCAGCCGACGGUACGCGAGAAAAAGGGAGCUUAAAAGGCCAGUUGGUGCCACACAUGCAUGGGCUAAUGUACAUUUAAUCCAUUUUUACUAUAAUUGUUGUCUCAUUCAGUCGUAUUGUAAUAGAAAACGGGAUUUUGUUGUCUAUUUUAUUUUAUUUUUUAGAUUAUUUUUCUGUCGUGUCUUAUUUUCAUUCUGUUAUCUUUCUGUAUGCUAUUUCAACAACAUAUUUUUAUUUUUUAUUUUAUUUUGGGACCGCCAAGAAAACAUUUGUUACACAGCUAAACUUGAAAAAAUAAUAUUGAUAAUAAU
This is a messenger RNA of Nerophis lumbriciformis (worm pipefish), 10054 nucleotides long. RefSeq names its product trichorhinophalangeal syndrome I (gene trps1). Gene Ontology annotation, biological process: regulation of transcription by RNA polymerase II. The record is from RefSeq and is a predicted model, not a curated record. Gene Ontology annotation, cellular component: nucleus. Gene Ontology annotation, molecular function: zinc ion binding; DNA-binding transcription factor activity; RNA polymerase II transcription regulatory region sequence-specific DNA binding. Lineage: Eukaryota; Metazoa; Chordata; Actinopteri; Syngnathiformes; Syngnathidae.